Austrofundulus limnaeus is the source of this 1607-nucleotide messenger RNA. It is a transcript of the gene galk1, whose product is annotated as galactokinase 1. NCBI's taxonomy places the organism in Eukaryota, Metazoa, Chordata, Actinopteri, Cyprinodontiformes, Rivulidae. Gene Ontology annotation, cellular component: cytosol. The record is from RefSeq and is a predicted model, not a curated record. Gene Ontology annotation, molecular function: ATP binding; galactokinase activity. Gene Ontology annotation, biological process: galactose metabolic process; carbohydrate phosphorylation.
CUGCUCCAGUCCCAGGUUUCAGAGCAGUGGUGUCCAGCAGCGUUCCCCUGGGUGGAGGUCUGUCCAGCUCAGCCUCUCUGGAGGUGGCCUUCUACACAUUCCUGCAACAACUCAAGCCAGAUGAUGGAGACAAAUUGUCUAAAGCACUAGCCUGUCAGCAGGCUGAACACACACAUGCUGGUGUACCCUGUGGUAUUAUGGACCAGUUUGUCUCAGUUUUUGGCAGGGAGGGACAUGCUUUGCUCAUUGACUGCAGGUCUCUAGAGGCCACUCUGGUUCCCCUGGCAGAUCCAGACCUGGUGGUCCUCAUCACCAACUCUAAUGUGAAACACUCUCUGGCUGGAAGUGAGUACCCAGUGAGACGCAGACAAUGUGAGGAGGCUGCCUCUGCACUGGGGAGGGACAGUCUCAGGAAUGUUUCCAUCAAAGACCUGGAAGAGGCCAAAGCCAGGCUGGAUGACGUCACAUACAGAAGAGCUCGUCAUGUAAUCGAGGAGAUUGAAAGAACGGUCCAAGCUGCUGAAGCCCUGAAGAGAGGCUCCUACAAAGAGUUUGGUAAACUCAUGGUGGAGAGCCACACCUCUCUGAGAGAUCUGUAUGAGGUGAGCUGCAGUGAGCUCGAUGAGCUGGUUUCUGCAGCCAUGGACGUUGAGGGGGUGUAUGGCAGUCGGAUGACAGGAGGUGGGUUUGGAGGAUGCACUGUGACUCUGCUGCAGGCUCAUGCUGUCCAUAAAGUCAUACUCCACAUACAGGUCCGAAUCCUCCAUUUUAACUUGCGCCAUGGCCCAGAAAACUAUGAGCUCCGCACAUGCUCAGUUCGAGUCUUCACUGUUGACCUCUUUUGUACCUGGAGGGCUUUCCUAGCCCUGCUUUGUGAGCGCUUCUCUUACAGUUCAUCUCAGGGGUCCAUUAGGUCCCAUCCAUGCAGCCUGAGGCAGAACAGGCUGGAACUGGAGUGGGUGUCAAAGCCUGAUGACCUCCCUCAGGACCAGUAUGACAAGCAAGGCUACCGGGGGUUAACUGUUACUAACCCUGAGGCUACAUGCUCAGAUGAUGUCGUCAACAUGUCCCGAGGACUUUUUGAAAUCAAAGAUUUGCAAAGUUUUGUGGAAGAACUGCUGAAAGUGUCUCUAGCUGAAGGAUUCCUGGUUGAUCUCGUCACUCCCGAUCCUGCCAAAAUCCUUAACUGCACCUCCCUUCGACUUGUUAAGGGUUGAGCGCCUGCUGAAAGUGACUAAAUGGAGAACACGACUAGUUCGAUGGAUGAAUAAUUCUCUUUGCUAACAAAAGUAUAACUAACCCUCUGUUGACCAGAAUCCAAACUUUUUAUUUACAAAACUUUUUCUGAACUGAUAAAGUUUAAAUGUAGAUCCUGACCAGCUGGUUUCCUCAGUUCUGCUUGAAGAGUGUACUAACAUGGUGUUUUACACUACAAACACUUUACCUGAGCUAUCAAGAUUUUUUUGUCCCCAAUACAAGUUCAUGUUAUUUAAGAUGAUGAUGGCUCUACGGCAGGGAUGCCCAAACAUUUUAAGUAAGGGGUCUCUGCAGUAGGUUUUGUCCUGUGGGCGGAGACGUCCCUGCUCGUGAUUGGCGGAGGUCUUGAU